UUAGUUUUUUUCAUACGAUUAUGUUCAUCAUUUACACUAACUAUAAUUAGCUCUUGAAUAAGACUACAAUGGGAGACAGAGAAAAAACUAAAUAUAAUCAGUGGAACUUGGAAGAAACAAAAGUACUGGUUGAAUUACUUGUGGAGGGAAUUAAACGUGGAUGGCGUGAUGCUAGUGGUCUAAUAAACAAGGCAACGGUAGAAAACAAAAUACUACCAGUCCUUAAUGAAAGAGUUGGAUGUGAGAAACUCUAUAAGCAUUACCAGAGCAGGAUCAAGUAUUUGAAGACCCUGUACCAAAGUUAUGUUGAUCUUCAACGUAACAGCUCUGGAUUUGGAUGGGAUUAUGAGACAAAAAGGUUUACAGCUUCUGAAGAAGUGUGGCAAGGAUAUUUGAAGGCACAUCCAAACCACCAAUUUAUGCGCUAUGACUCGCAUGAACAAUUUGAGGACUUGAAGAUUAUAUUUGAUGGAACAACUGCAAAUGGUGGCAAGUCACUUGGAUUAAGUGAUACUACUGAUGCUCGUACUAAUCUUGUUGGUGAUAAUCAAGUGAAAGAAACCUUGAUGUUUUGUGAAAACAGUGAUGAUGUUAUUGAUGUGUCUCCUGUUUUAAAACAAAAUCUGAAAGGUCAUGCAGAAAAGUUGAUCCCAAGAAAGAGAGCUAGAACUGAAGCAUGCUACAAUUUGGAGGAGCUGAAGAAUGAUAACAAUGAUUCCAUGGUCACUGUGAGCAAUAAGAUCCUUAGUAUCAUCCAACAAAGAGAAGAGAGACAACAAAAGGAGGCUGAGCAGAAAGAAGCUGAGAAAAAGAAAAACAGUGUUUGGGAUGCAAUGCAAGAGAUAACUAACUUGGACCAGCAUACCAAGUUUAAAGCUGUGACUCUUAUCUAUUCUCUGGGCAUGAAAGAUGUUUUUACAGAUAUGUCGGUAGAAGAACGCUUUGGUUGGAUCCAAACCAAUAUUGGCUAG
Molecule: messenger RNA, 971 nt
Organism: Raphanus sativus (radish)
Lineage: Eukaryota; Viridiplantae; Streptophyta; Magnoliopsida; Brassicales; Brassicaceae
Exons: 2
Coding region: 69-971 (300 amino acids)
Source: RefSeq, a predicted model, not a curated record